This is a messenger RNA of Neurospora tetraspora, 1680 nucleotides long. RefSeq lists its product as uncharacterized. Bases 1 to 1680 code for a protein of 559 amino acids. The record is from RefSeq and is a predicted model, not a curated record. NCBI's taxonomy places the organism in Eukaryota, Fungi, Ascomycota, Sordariomycetes, Sordariales, Sordariaceae. The transcript is spliced from 3 exons.
AUGCCAAAUCUUUCCGAGAAACAGUCCAAGUUGGACAAACACCGGGACACCAUUUAUCGCUUAUACAUCACGGAAAACAAAACCCUACCACAAGUUGUUGACAUCAUGAAACGAGAUCAUAACUUAUCGGCCUCGGACAAACAAUACAAACGUUACUUCAAGAUCUGGGGACUCGAGAAAAACUACAAGACCAGUGACAUGAUAUCCAUGCUCAAAAUACAACAAAUGCGGCUCGAGAUGGGAAAGAAAACCGUCUUUUUCAACGAAAAUGGCGAGAAGAUACCAAAGAUCAAGUUCACGCGGUUUAAGAACCGUCACAAUAUCACGGAAUUUAAGGAUGAAGAGUUAUCAGGUACGGUGGUAUUGCUAGGCAUCACCUUCAAAACACCCGAGCCGGAUGACACGAAAACCCCCUCAAAGAAUCGUCCCAGCACCGACGGAGCUGGCGAAAGAACGCAGAUGGGGGCAGAGGAACCUCACGUCAUGGCCCAAUUAUCUCAGUCGAGCCGCAGGGACAACAUACGGCGAGAGUAUUCUCAACUACCUGGUAGGCCAGGCUCGUCGUCAUCUAUCUGGAGCCAGAGUCAGAAUGGCCACUUUACCAGGACUGUUGCCUCUCCCUCUCCUUCGGCAUACUCCUUGAACACUACAAUAGGUGCCCCCACUGCUACAAUGGUGGCCUACACGUCGAGUCACCAUGGCCAGUUUGAGACAAACUUCUCCCCACACUCGACGGCCAUCAGCGACCCAGGUGAAUAUCAGCUAUCUGCAAGGCUAAGGCAGGGCUCAGUGUCAUCUAUGCCGCCCCUUGACUUGAACCACACCCGGGUUGGGCUCUUUACCAAUACUGUCCCUUCUCCCGCUCUUUCUGCAUGCACGUUGAACACUACUAUCGGCUGUCUCACUUCUUCAGUGGCAGCUUACGCGCCAAGUGAGCACUUUUCAGCGUAUGCAAUGGAUUCUUUUCCACAGUUACCAAGCACUCGCGACUCAGCUUUCAACCAUUCAGCAGUGAGAGCGAGACCGGGAUCAUCGUCAUACAUUAACUGGCAAGGGAAUCAUGUUGGACCUUCGAGUAGUACUCUCAACUCUCCCGCACCCUCGGCCUUAUCGUUAAACACUACUCUAGGCCCUGAUACUUCAUCAACUUAUCCCUUCAACAACACAAUAGCUGCCCCUGUUCCGCUUUCCUCCCCAUGGAGCGGCCAUGGGCAGUUUGCAGCCAUUGUUUCCAUCUCGCCGGCUCCACAACUCACUGGUUCCGGUCCCUCCCCAACAUACGGUCAGGGGGAGGCACCCCUCGUCGGUCCCGGACACUACAACUAUACUGGUGACUAUGGCAGAUACGACGGUAUGCCAACGAACAAUGUGAACAACACGUACUCUCCCGCUCUUCAGUCAUACCUCGAUGGGACUGAGCAGUAUCCGUCAUACACCUCCAACAAUGCCGGGUAUCAGGGCGGAAAUGGCGUCGAUGAAAGUCUGGGCUUUGGAUCUCAGUCCACUACCACAAGUCAUCACCUCGACACUCUGAGCCAAGUCAACACGUUCAGCACGAUGGCUGCCCCGUGGCUAACGGCACUCGCCAGGGAGGCAUUGACCGCAACGGACUCCAUGACAUGGGGCUCCUGUUCGAACCAGGAACCAGAAGGAUAUUCCGGUUGCGAAAGGCUGAGAUAA